This is a messenger RNA of Syngnathus acus (greater pipefish), 1271 nucleotides long. RefSeq names its product es1 protein (gene es1). The transcript is spliced from 7 exons. Bases 185 to 994 code for a protein of 269 amino acids. The record is from RefSeq and is a predicted model, not a curated record. NCBI's taxonomy places the organism in Eukaryota, Metazoa, Chordata, Actinopteri, Syngnathiformes, Syngnathidae. Gene Ontology annotation, cellular component: mitochondrion.
CCGGGCAGGGCAAGGUGAAACGGUCAUCAAUCUUCUCAGAAAAUGCAGCUUACUUGCUGACGUCACACUCUGGACUCCGGUCAUAUAUACACGGCCUGAGACAGGAAAUGCAAUCUUCCCAACAUCGAAAGGUCUUUCAGACUCUGUGGAAUUCAGUGGUUCUAUCUUGGAUCAAGGUUAAAUCAUGCUAGCGAGCCGGGCUAUUUUGUGCAAACAAACAUUGGCUGUUCUCGGUCAACAGCCCGCCGCUUUUGUCCAUCACGGUAACCAAGGCCAUUGGGGGAACGCCAACGUUGCCGUGGUGUUCUCGGGAUGUGGUUGGUUGGACGGGACUGAUGUCCACGAGGGCGCCUACACCAUGUACCAUCUGAGUCGCAACGGCGCUCGCUUCCAGAUGUUUGCUCCUAAUCAGCGGCAGACCCAUGUCAUGGACCACGUGAAGAAGCAGCCUGCUUCUGGAGAAAACCGUAACGUGAUGGUGGAGUCUGCUCGAUUCAGCCAUAACGAAGGAAUGAUGCAAAUGCACGAUCUGUCCAAGCUGGAUGUCGACGCUUUUGAUGCUAUCAUCUUCCCUGGAGGUCACGGGAUCAUCAAAAACCUGUCCUCUUUUGUGAAGGAUGGCAAAGACUGCAAGCUGCACCAGGAUGUGGAAAGAGUCCUCAAAGAUUUUCACCGCUCACAAAAACCCAUUGGUCUGUCCAGCACGGCUCCUGUGCUGGCAUGCCGGGUGCUGCCCAGCCUUGAGGUGACCAUGGGCUACGAACACGAUGACAAAAGCCUCUGGGGGAAGUGGCCUCAUACAAACAUGGUGCAGGCUGUGAAGAGCAUGGGUGCGCGCCACACUGUCCGUGAGCCAUACGAAGUCCAUGUGGACGAGAAGAACAAAGUUGUCAGCACGCCCUCCUUCAUGUGGGAGACCGAGCUCCAUUAUCACUAUAUAUUUGAUGGCAUUGGAAAUAUGGUCAAGCAUGUCAUGCGAAUGUCAAGCAAGUGAUGUGACAGUGGAUGCCAGUGUUAAUUUGCAGAAUGACCUCAGAAUUACAGCAAAUGCUCUCAGCAGCCACCAGAUUAAAGUCCACCUGUACAAAUGAGAUCUGAUACAAGGACUGUUUCAAAACUUUAGAGAUGAUAACAUUCACUUUUGCUUGACAAUUAUUAUUUAAUAGCGUGCAUUUGCUGCCACUGUCACGUAGCCAAAUAAGUCACAACUCUUUGAUUAGAUUUCACAGAUGUACUUACUGAAGUGUGUAAAAUCUUUAGUUAAAGCAUGA